Messenger RNA from Vicia faba (fava bean), 687 nucleotides. Lineage: Eukaryota; Viridiplantae; Streptophyta; Magnoliopsida; Fabales; Fabaceae. The record is from the annotation of a GenBank genome assembly.
AUGUUCAUCGCUAACGAAGAUUUCCAAGUUCGGUAUGAUUCUUUGCCUGGAUUUUUUAACCGUAAAGCAGCAGAGCAGUCAGCUGCAGAGGUUGCUUUGAUGGAGUUGGCCAAAUCUGGUAAAGUUAAUCACUCCAUCACUCAACCUGUUCAUGAAACUGGAUUAUGCAAGAAUCUACUUCAGGAGUAUGCUCAGAAAAUGAACUAUGCAAUGCCAAUGUAUCAAUGCAAAAAAGAUGAUGCACCACCAGGUAGAGCACCGUUAUUUUCAUGUACAGUCGACAUUGGAGGGAUUCACUAUGUUGGGGGAACAACAAAAACAAAGAAGGAAGCAGAGAUAAAAGCCGCAAGAACUGCUUUAUUAGCUAUCCAGACAAAUGCAUCUCAGACUUCUCAAAACCAGUUUGGCCAUUUGAUUGUCAUUCCAUCCAGAAAAAGAGCAGCAGAUUUUGUCGCUGAUGAGGCUUCAAAAGCUCCAAAGCCUAAGAAAGCACGCUUUAAAAGGAAAUUUCCCAAGAGGAAACCGUCUGAAGACAAGAAGCCUCAUGUGCAGACUGACAAUACUGGUGAUGGAGGAAAUAUCAAUCACGGGAUAAAAUCACUUGCAACUGCUAAUGAUGAAUCUGGCAUUCAGGAAAUCAAAUCUGAAGCAAUGUUCCCUUCAGAAACUGCAAUAUCUCUGGCUUGA